UUUACAGGUGGGAGGUAGAAAUGGAGGUUGUUCCACCACUGCCUUCCUCCGAAGAGCUCAGAGCACGUAGCACAGGCCAGUGGAGAGCAAAAACGAGGCAGCCAUGUCUGAACUGGUGCCAGAGCCACGGCAAAAACCAGCUGUGCCAAUGAAACCGAUGGGCAUUAAUGCCAACUUGCUGGGCUACAUUGGGAUUGACACCAUCAUUGAGCAGAUGCGCAAGAAGACCAUGAAGACAGGUUUCGACUUCAACAUCAUGGUUGUAGGUCAGAGUGGGCUGGGGAAGUCGACACUGGUGAACACCCUCUUCAAAUCCCAGGUGAGCCGCAAAUCUUCAGGCUGGAACCGUGAGGAGAAGAUCCCCAAGACAGUGGAGAUCAAAGCCAUUGGGCAUGUCAUUGAAGAAGGUGGUGUCAAGAUGAAGCUGACAGUGAUUGACACCCCAGGAUUUGGGGACCAGAUCAACAACGAGAACUGCUGGGAACCUAUUGAGAAAUACAUCAACGAGCAAUAUGAAAAAUUUUUGAAAGAGGAGGUGAAUAUUGCAAGGAAGAAACGAAUUCCAGACACACGAGUGCAUUGCUGCCUCUACUUCAUCUCCCCCACAGGCCACUCCCUGCGGCCUUUGGACCUGGAGUUCAUGAAACAUCUCAGCAAGGUAGUGAACAUCAUCCCUGUUAUUGCCAAGGCUGACACCAUGACCUUGGAGGAGAAGAUUGAAUUCAAACAAAGAGUGCGCAAAGAGCUGGAAGUAAAUGGGAUCGAGUUUUACCCCCAGAAAGAAUUUGAUGAGGACCUGGAGGAUAAAACAGAGAAUGACAAAAUCAGGCAGGAAAGCAUGCCGUUCGCAGUAGUGGGCAGUGACAAGGAGUACCAAGUGAACGGCAAAAGAGUCCUGGGCAGAAAAACACCUUGGGGAAUCAUUGAAGUGGAAAACCUCACUCACUGUGAAUUUGCCCUACUUCGAGACUUUGUCAUCAGGACCCACCUUCAAGAUCUAAAAGAAGUGACUCACAACAUCCACUACGAGACCUACAGGGCCAAGCGGCUGAAUGACAAUGGAGGGCUUCCCCCUAUGACCGUCGAGACAGAGGAAAACCAUGAAAGUAACCUGUGAAUGACCCUUCCCUGCUGUCACCUGGUGUCUCUGGAUAUGACAAUCCAUCCCUGCUACCCUUGACUCUACCAUGGGCCUGUCUUUGAAGCAUGUGGUGCACCCUCUGUGUGUGUGAGAGGAUGUGUGCGUGCAUGUGUGUUUGUAUGUACCUGUGUGCCAGGGAUGGACCAAAGGCAUCUCCUCUGUCCUUCCCAGAAUGUCCUCAUUCUUCGUUCAUUUUUUGCACAGCAGACUGUCUGUCAUCUUCCUUUUUCUCAUGUU
Rhea pennata is the source of this 1378-nucleotide messenger RNA. RefSeq names its product septin 3 (gene SEPTIN3). The transcript is spliced from 10 exons. Gene Ontology annotation, molecular function: GTPase activity; GTP binding; molecular adaptor activity. NCBI's taxonomy places the organism in Eukaryota, Metazoa, Chordata, Aves, Rheiformes, Rheidae. Gene Ontology annotation, biological process: cytoskeleton-dependent cytokinesis; intracellular protein localization. The record is from RefSeq and is a predicted model, not a curated record. Bases 104 to 1117 code for a protein of 337 amino acids. Gene Ontology annotation, cellular component: cell division site; septin complex; microtubule cytoskeleton.